Molecule: messenger RNA, 318 nt
Organism: Gongylonema pulchrum
Lineage: Eukaryota; Metazoa; Nematoda; Chromadorea; Rhabditida; Gongylonematidae
Source: the annotation of a GenBank genome assembly
GUAGCCGAUAGGCCGCUUUCCGGUAUAUCCUCAUGGAUUGAAAAAACCACUGUAAGGAAACGUAAUAAAUGGCAAGAUUACUGCGAAGAUGAUCCCGCUGAUGUGGCGAUGAAUAUGAAACGAACGAAAAUGGGAAUAACUGAAGAGGAAAAUGGCAAAGUCAGCAUAGAAAUUGUGGAAGAUGAGCAUGAGGAUGAUUCGAAACAAACUCAACCAGAUGAGACAAAGGAAGAAUCGGAUGAAGAAAUUGCUGACAAGGAAGACUUGUCAUUGGGCAUGGAUAUCGAAACCCUACGCUUGAAACUGGUUAAUAUUUAA